AUGGUUACUGUAAUCACCAAUGCAUUCCCUUCCCACUCCAUUUAUGGCGAGGAGACAGGUUGGCACAAUCGCGAUAAUUCUCUUAUUCCUAAUCACUUUAUCUGGGUUUUGGAUCCCAUUGAUGGAACUUCAAGCUUUGUGGGGAAAGACUCGUCCGCUUUUGGAAUACUAGUUGCUGUAAUCUAUAAUGGAAGACCAAUAAUCGGUUGCAUCGAUCAUCCAAUUUUGAAACUCAGAUGGAUGGGCAUUAGGGGGAGAAGAACCACUGUUAAUAGCGAACAAGUGUCGACAAUGGAUUGUCAUGACAUGGCAAAAGCUUGUGUCCAUCUCAAGGGACCAAACUACAAUGACGAUGCUAAGCAAGGAUAUGAUUGCAUCUCCUCCAGGGUGGCUAAGAAGUUCUUUGAUCGCAACUGUAUUGCUUAUGGUGAAUUGGCCUCUGGAUUCUAUGAUGUUGUCGUCGAUUGUGCUCUAGAUCCCUUUGACUUUCUUGCUCUUAUACCUAUCAUUAAUGGUGCUGGAGGAGUUAUUACGGAUUGGCAAGGUCGUGAACUUCUUUGGAGUCCCUUGCGUAUGAUUCCUGAAGGCGGUUUUAAGAUUGUGGGUGGCAGCUGCUGGAAAGCACAUUCAUCAACAAAUUGUUCGAGCACUGUCCUCUAA
Molecule: messenger RNA, 660 nt
Organism: Nicotiana tabacum (common tobacco)
Lineage: Eukaryota; Viridiplantae; Streptophyta; Magnoliopsida; Solanales; Solanaceae
Product: bifunctional phosphatase IMPL2, chloroplastic-like
Biological process (GO): L-histidine biosynthetic process
Molecular function (GO): phosphoric ester hydrolase activity
Source: RefSeq, a predicted model, not a curated record